CGGCUCCAGCCUCGCGCCGGGGUCCCUCUCGGGGCUGACGCCCUCAAAUAUGCGGAAUUACCGGCCUGGUCGCGCCUAGAGCCAGCGCCGGGGAGCGAGCGCGGCGGCGGCCAGCGCCGGGAACGCACCAAGGAAGAGGCCCAGCCCCCGCCCUCCGCCCCUUCCGUCCCCACCCCCUCCCCGGCGGCCCAGGAGGCUCCCGGCGCGGCGGGCGCGGCGGGCGCGCACUCCCUGCUCCUCCUCCUCCUGCUCGCUGGCGCUGCCUGCCUCUCCGCACUCGCUGCUCGCGCCUGGCGCGCUCCGUCGGCUCCCGGCUCUCCGCGCCGCCCUCCUCCGGGCCGCGCUCCCUGAGGGAUGGUACUGACUCUCGCCGCCACAGGAGUCCGGCUGGAGCGCCCGCCCCGCGGCCUCGCCUCCCCGCCGAGCCGCCAGCGCCUCGGGACGCGAUGAGGACCUGGGCUUGUCUGCUGCUCCUCGGCUGCGGAUACCUCGCCAGUGCCCUGGCCGAGGAAGCCGAGAUCCCCCGCGAGGUCAUUGAGAGGCUGGCGCACAGUCAGAUCCACAGCAUCCGGGACCUCCAGCGACUCCUGGAGAUAGACUCCGUAGGGGCCGAGGAGCCUCUGGAGACCAGCCUGAGAGCCCACGGGGGCCGUGGCGCCAAGCAUGCCGCGGAGAAGCGGCCUGUGCCCAUCCGGAGGAAGAGAAGCAUCGAGGAAGCCAUCCCUGCAGUCUGCAAGACCAGGACGGUCAUUUAUGAGAUACCUCGGAGCCAGGUGGACCCCACGUCUGCCAACUUCCUGAUCUGGCCCCCGUGCGUGGAGGUGAAGCGCUGUACCGGCUGCUGCAACACCAGCAGCGUCAGGUGCCAGCCGUCCCGCGUCCACCACCGGAGCGUCAAGGUGGCCAAGGUGGAGUACGUCAGGAAGAAGCCAAAGUUGAAAGAGGUGCAGGUGCGGCUGGAGGAGCACCUGGAGUGCGCGUGCACCAGCGCCGGCCCCAGCGCCGACCACCGGGAGGAGGAGGCGGACGUUGCCCAGAGCGGCCCGGCGUUGUUCCCGCGGCGUUGUUCCCGCGGCGUCGGGCCAGCUCGAGGGGACCAGGAAGUGUCUCGUGCCAGCGCCAUCGGGCUGUUGUACAGAAAGACAAACACCCCAGGGUUGCCUCAUGGUCCAAGAUGGCUGCAGAAGCUCCAGAAAUCACAUCAAGCUGUAGGCUGGAAGAAAGAAGAAGACGUGAGGUGAGGAUCAGCCAGCAGCCCUCUCCCGGGACACGGAUGUACAUGGCGUGUUACAUUCCUGAACCUCCUAUGUACGGUGCUUAUUGCCAGCGUGGUCUUUGUUCUCCUCCGUGAAAACUGUCUCCAUGCACACUCUGGAGAACAAAGAGACAGUAUACGUUGUUUAUGUGACAUCAGAGCAAGUAUUGUAGCAUUCGGUGGAACAAUAAGAAGCUUCCUUGUCAAAAAAAAAAAAAAAGAGAGAGCAAACAAAACCACGAAACAUGACAAACAAAACUCACUCACAAAAAUAUCUAAACAGUUGCCGGAAUGGAGGGACGCCCCGAGGGAUGGACGUGACAGACGUCUCGCAGACUGGAUCUCUGUCCAGGGUGGUCACAGGUGCUUUUGCCAAGAACACAGAGCCUGCUUUCUGAAGGCUGCGAUCGGAUGCUGCCGGGCUCUGCAGGGGCACGCAGGAGCCAGGAAUGUCUCGGAAACUGCAUCUCUUUGCUGUAGUGUUUAAGUCUAUACAGAAACCUUCCUGAGAGCCUUAAGUGGAUUUUUUUUUACACCAUAAAGUGAUUAUUAAGCUUUCCUUUUUACUCUUUGCCUAGCGUUUUUUUUUUUGUUUUUUUUUUUUUUAAUUAUCUCUUGGAUGACAUUUACACCGAUAACACCAGGCUGCUGUAACAGUCAGAACAGUGGGACGGUACCUUUCCUAGCAGGAUGCAAACGAAUGAGAUGUAUUAAAAUAAACAUGGUAUACCCACUUAUGCAUCAUUUCCUAAA
This is a messenger RNA of Hippopotamus amphibius kiboko, 2008 nucleotides long. RefSeq names its product platelet derived growth factor subunit A (gene PDGFA). The coding region runs from base 447 to 1241 and encodes 264 amino acids. The transcript is spliced from 8 exons. Gene Ontology annotation, molecular function: growth factor activity; platelet-derived growth factor receptor binding. The record is from RefSeq and is a predicted model, not a curated record. Lineage: Eukaryota; Metazoa; Chordata; Mammalia; Artiodactyla; Hippopotamidae. Gene Ontology annotation, cellular component: membrane. Gene Ontology annotation, biological process: platelet-derived growth factor receptor signaling pathway; positive regulation of phosphatidylinositol 3-kinase/protein kinase B signal transduction; positive regulation of ERK1 and ERK2 cascade.